AAGUGGAUCUAUUCUAUUAAUUCUAUUAUUCCCUAUCCUAUCCUGGCCUAACCGUCAACACCUUAUUCUCCUCUCUUAAUUCAUCUCAACAGUUACAAUCUUUCUCUCUCUCUCUCUCAAACCUCAAAUCUUAUGACGACAAAAACAAUAAAAGUGAGUAAUGUCUCCUUAGGAGCAACAGACCAAGAUCUAAAGGAGUUCUUUUCCUUUUCUGGAGAAAUUCACCAUCUUGAAACUCUAAGCGAGAAUGAGCGGUCUCAAGUUGCAUACGUUACUUUCAAGGAUCCCAAAGGAGCUGAAACUGCAGUUCUUCUUUCGGGAGCAACAAUAGUGGAUCAGCCUGUCACCGUUGCUUUAGCUCCAGACUAUAAGCUGCCAUCUUCUAUUGCUUCCCCUAUUCCAACAGCUGGAACUGAGGAAACAAUCCAAGGUGGUGGUGGUGGUGGCGGUGGCGAAUCGGCUGUGAAAAGAGCAGAGGAUGUGGUGAUGAGCAUGCUGUCCAAAGGGUUCACUCUGGGGAAAGAUGCACUGGGAAAGGCAAAGUCAUUCGAUGAGAAACACCAGUUCACAUCCACGGCCACGGCCAAAGUUGCUUCUCUUGAUCAGAAAAUAGGUUUCACUGACAAAAUUAGUGCUGGAACAAGCAUAGUGAAUGAGAAAGUGAGGGAGAUGGACGACAAGUUUCGGGUCUCUGAGAAGACCAAGUCAGCUCUCACAGUUGCUGAGCAGAAGGUGAGCAGUGCUGGUUCUGCCAUCAUGAAGAACCGCUAUGUGUUAACAGGGACCACAUGGGUGACUGGUGCUUUCAGCAGGGUCACCAACAAGGCAGCUGCAACAGCCUCAGGUGAUGACAUGGGCCCCAACGUCCCAAAGGAGAGCGCUUCAACCGAGCAGGAACAUCAUCAAGUGGAUGAUCAACCUUCAAAGCCUCCAACAAGUCCCCACGACCACAAGUUGCAGGUGUAAACAUGGAGCAAGAAUCUGAGGGAUGAGUUUGGUUAUUUACUGUAAUAGACGGUAAAGCAAGUUUUCACUUUUCUUUGAUUUAUUUAUGUUUUUCUUGUUGGCUGUCAUAAAACGUGAAAUUAUAUAUGUUUUUUUUUUUUUUUUUGAAUAGGUUUUGUGAGGAAUGAGUAGUUUGUGAGUAACUGAUUAUAAAAAAAGAAACCAAGUUUAAUGAUUUACCAAUAUGGUUAUCGUACAAUUUCAAUACAUAAUUAAUCUCUCUUUAUUGUCA
Messenger RNA from Humulus lupulus (European hop), 1237 nucleotides. RefSeq names its product binding partner of ACD11 1-like. Lineage: Eukaryota; Viridiplantae; Streptophyta; Magnoliopsida; Rosales; Cannabaceae. The transcript is spliced from 6 exons. Gene Ontology annotation, molecular function: RNA binding. The record is from RefSeq and is a predicted model, not a curated record. The coding region runs from base 133 to 966 and encodes 277 amino acids.